This is a messenger RNA of Somion occarium, 1877 nucleotides long. The record is from the annotation of a GenBank genome assembly. Lineage: Eukaryota; Fungi; Basidiomycota; Agaricomycetes; Polyporales; Cerrenaceae.
GGGAAUUCGCGAACUUGUUUUCCGACGACCACCAGGCCGGUCGAACGACUCGAGGCGUCGUUUCUCCUUGACCUCGUCCAUCAUCAUGCCCAUGCCGUUCCCAUUCAGCUUCAGUUUCUCAGUACCGGGCAUUCCUAACCCUUUCUCAUCCUCAGCAUUCUACCGGCCGGUUAAGGCGCCGUAUUCCCAUUCUGAAUCUGUGCAUUCCAGCAAUGACAAGCAUGAUAAGUAUAACAAGCCCGAAGCCAAAGUGGGACCUAUUCGCCGCAGAGCCCCCUCUCCUUGUCUAUCAUCUUCUCAACCACUAUCACGAAAGAGAGGUUGGGUACCGUCCAUCUCUGAGCCAAGUCAGGCUGCCGCUAUACCCACGAGCACGAGUGGUUAUCUAGACACGCCCGCAAAGUACCGAGAUAUGGCCCAAUCACACGAGGACGAUGAAAUAGAGGAAAUGGUUGGAGCGUGUUUCCUGCGUACAUGCCACCUCCUUGCUUAUUGACACGAUUGCAGAGCCUCUGCGACACUAUAAAUGUUACCUUCAUCUGGGUUGUGGUGCUCCUGACAAUGACAACGACACUCACUCUUCAUGUAUCCAUAGACAUUCCCGCUCCCAAGCGGCGUAAAACGCUUGCUGGCUCUAUUGUAUCGACCGCGUUGAGCGCGGCUCUUAUCGGCACUGCUGUCGGCCUUACUGUGUAUCGCCUAUGGCGGAAUCGUGGCAGACAACCUGAAGCACUACCUCCACCUCCAUACGAACAAGGGGAAUGGGUACCAAAACCACAGGAAGGAAACACCUCGCCAGUUCCAGAGACGAAGGUCACUCCUGCUACCCCGCGAUCGAAGAAGCCACAAUAUGUUGCUGGUCGACGCACAGUCCCUCGCCAUCGCAAAACUCCCUCUCGUUCUCAUGUACAUACCCACACUCUUCCCCGUGGUGUCUCGCCCCCACGCCACGCACUCAUUCCGGAUGCCUUUACCUCAGGUCCCGACGAGACCGAACCUCAUGGCGAGGUUGAUGAGCAGAUGGAUUGGAUGAGUGAUCGACUGAACCGAUUGAUUGAGGAGGGAAAGCGUGCACUCGGUAAAGAGAUCGUCGUCAUGAGUGAAGCUCAAGAAGACGAAGUCGAUGAUGGUUCCGGUGCUUGGAUCGAAGACGAGCUACUGCCAACAUCUUCCUCGACGGGUUCCAUGCGUAGAGGGAGAACGCGUCCUCGACACGCUCCCCUGCCCAGCUUCUCUCCUCUGAGAGGCGCCCAUACACCUUCUCCUCAGUCGUCUCCGCGCAAGAAGCGCUUCGACGUUAGUUACUCAAGGCAAGUUACAGAGUCUCCUCGACGGCCUGGUCGAGGUAUCUCUGUUGAGUCCGACGCUCGAUCCUUCGUCACGACAAGCCAUCGUGAGGACGAAGAGGAUCUCAUAUCUGCUGAAGCACAGGAAGCUAUGGAGCGCGCCCGAAUGCUCUAUCGUCAACGACAACAGCAUUCAUGAUACUCUGAUGCACCUUUCUCUCUCUCAUUGGGACCCUCCGGAAACCGAUCACGACUAGAAUGACCCACAAAACGAUUACUACGACCUCAAAUGACAAUGAAAUGACUCUCCGUAUAUUAGUAACAUUAUUCUCUGUCACCGUCCACGCUCUCCCGCCCGCCCUCCUUUACAGUGUUGUUGUCAUUAUCUAUAGAUGCCUGCUAUACGACGGUUAGGUAGUAAUCCCCAGUUGUGCCUCAUCCAAUUUGUAUCUGUACUUCGCAAUUGUUAUCGCAUAUGAAAUAUGUUUUCGAUGUCCUUGCUGCAUAUUUUGUAGGGCCGAGUUUCGAUUCGGGACCCCAACUACUUGGACUUCCUUAUAAUUGAGCACUUGCCAUCAAAUACGCAUCCCG